CGGCCUUGUGCCUUGCUGCCUCGUUCUCAGUCUCGUAGAUUGUGCCCCCAGCUCACCACUUCAGUCGCCCGACUGUCCUGCAUCGCGAUCGAUUCAUCUCACCCGGAAGAGUCGUCCCAUUGGCCCGAUGCAGACCCGACUUCGUCCUCGACAUGCCUCCAGACCCUGAGAAAGCACUCUCUCCGACCAGCUCUGGGGGUGAGACGUACGCCUCGUCUUCCGAUGGCGACUCGGUUCACUUCGAGGCCAUCAGAACCCGUACUAAUCACAGCCGUCGGUCCGUCGACACCCAGCGCCUCGACAAUGAGGACUUGUACGAGACACUUGGCCGCGCCCUGACGCCUGAUGUCGCGACCGAGGCGGAACGCCAAGCACGGGAACCCAUCACCUACACCAAGACGGGCACCAGCGUCGUCAGCACCGGCAGCGCAGCUUCUCGCCCCCCCGAGUUCGAGGUCAUCUUCGAGGAGAAUGACGCGGAAAACCCAAAGUACUGGCCGCUGUGGUAUAGGUGUUGGACCAUUUUCGUGGUGUCGUUUGCGACUUGGGUUGCGACCAUGUACAGCACCAGCUAUACGUCCUCCACACCUGGCUUGAUCGCCGAAUUCGGUACCAGCACGACCAUUGUGACCCUGGGCAUGACGACGUAUCUGCUAGGUCUGGCGGCGGGCAGUUUAGUCGUUGCGCCUUUGAGUGAGCUGUAUGGCCGUCAGCCGGUGUACCUGAUCUGCUUGAGCCUUUGGGCAAUCCUCAUCAUUCCCUGCGGCGUCGCGCAGUCGUUGACCACCAUCAUUGUGACGCGCUUCUUCGGCGCCUUCUUCGGUGCCGUCAUGAUCUCCAACGCUCCUGGCAGCGUUGUCGACGUGUCCAACCCGGACUAUCUUGCGCGGAGCAUGUCGCUUUUCGGUGUAGCGCCUCUCAACGGGCCGGUGACUGGCCCAAUUAUCGGUGGUUUCGUCUUCCAGUAUUUGGGAUGGAGGUGGGCCAACUGGAUCGUCCUCAUCAUGGCCGGUCUGACCAUUGCGCUCAUGUUGACGCUCAAGGAGACAUAUGCACCGGCUAUUCUGAAGCGCAAAGCGGCACGAAUGCGUAAGGAGAUGGACGACCCCAGAUAUUGGUGUCAGUAUGACCAGCGUGUCUCGACAGUGCACUUGCUCAAGGUCAACCUGAGCCGGCCCUUCGUCUUGUUCGCCAACGAACCGAUCCUGUGGUGCAUGAAUGCCUGGAUCUCCAUCGUGUACGGCAUUCUGUACCUCUGCUUUGUGGCAUACCCUAUCGUCUUCUCCGAGCAUCGUGGCUGGGGGCCGGGCACGUCCGGGCUGGCCUUUAUUGGAAUCGGUAUCGGUACUUUGACGGCCAUCGUGGCGGAGCCGCUUCUGCGACGGCUCAUCAACUCGCAGCCGCGCGACCCGGAUACGGGCAAGGUCCAGCCCGAGGCGCAGGCGCUCGUCAUGGCCAUUGGUGCGGUAUCGGCGAGUGUCGGGCAGCUCGGCUUCUCGUGGACUUGCCUUCCCACUAGCAUCCACUGGUCGGGUCCCAUCGCCUUUGGCAUCCCCUUCGGCUUCGGUAACACACUUAGCUUUAUAUACGGCUCCAACUAUCUUGCCGGGGCGUACGGCAUCUACGCUGCCAGUGCCCUAGCUGGCAACGCUGUCAUCCGAAGCGUCUUUGGUGGCACGCUACCAUUAGCAGGGCCGCAGAUGUACGAGAAGUUGACACCACAGUGGGCGGGGACGCUCCUUGGUCUUCUCGAAGUCAUCACCAUUCCCAUCCCCUUCAUGUUUUGGAAAUACGGAGGAAGGAUUCGAGCAAAGAGUAAGGUGAUUCAGCAACUGCGCGAAGAUCAGGAGAGACUAGAUGCCAAGAGGGCACGGGGCCUGGCCAAGCUAGAGAAACGACGCGCAAGAUUGGCCGCGUUGCACUCACAAGCAGAGGAAGGAGAUGAUAAUGGGUGCGAGGAGCAGGCAGUUGGGGUCGGGUGCAAGCCAGACAAGAAUAAGGGAGCGGAAACAUCUGUCAUAACGACUGAGCCGGCGACGUAAACUGAUGGAUAUAAUGACAUGAGAAUUCCGGACAGUAAUACCGUAUCACGUGUUAUUUCGCUUGUACUAAGCAAAAGGGCAAGACAGAACUAUUCAUAGAAAAGAGAAGAUGCAGG
This is a messenger RNA of Purpureocillium takamizusanense, 2158 nucleotides long. RefSeq lists its product as uncharacterized. The transcript has 2 exons. The record is from RefSeq and is a predicted model, not a curated record. Gene Ontology annotation, biological process: transmembrane transport. The coding region runs from base 153 to 2042 and encodes 629 amino acids. Gene Ontology annotation, molecular function: transmembrane transporter activity. NCBI's taxonomy places the organism in Eukaryota, Fungi, Ascomycota, Sordariomycetes, Hypocreales, Ophiocordycipitaceae.